Messenger RNA from Anopheles cruzii, 1116 nucleotides. RefSeq lists its product as uncharacterized. The coding region runs from base 37 to 792 and encodes 251 amino acids. NCBI's taxonomy places the organism in Eukaryota, Metazoa, Arthropoda, Insecta, Diptera, Culicidae. The transcript has 2 exons. The record is from RefSeq and is a predicted model, not a curated record.
UGGCAGAGAGUAGUUACAGCAUUCUCCAAUCUGCAAAUGGCGUCAAUUGCGUGGCUAAUCAGCCUUACGGUGCUAUGCGUUGCGGCGACGAUCGUCAGUGGUGGAAGGGGUAAAACGCCCGUUGUCCCUGACAUUGCUUCAACGUCUUUCACCGAGAGCGAACACUGUUCCAAGGACCACUAUCGCAUCCGCGUACGCGAUCCCAAUCGGCACAUCUCGACGCGCUUGUUGCGAUACUUCACCUUCGGUGGCAUACUGCAACGGAUUGGCGAGGAAACCAAAAUUCCGCGUGCCGAGCUGGUGCUAGGUGGUGCCAGUCAGUAUCAGGAUCAGUCGAGCCAACUGGGGCCCAAGUACCACGCGGCUCAUGUUAUCCGCGUCGGAAGUAUUGAUAAGCGUUUGAAGAAGAAAAAUGAGGACCUGUUUAAAGCGCUGACGAACUAUAUUGGCCACACUCAGAACGUGAUCAGUCUUGCGAACGUAUGGCACGGGGUGGCUGGUAAAAUCGAUAAGUUUCAAUCGGACAAUUUGGGGGAGCUGGCCGAAAUUAUUUUUACCGGCGAAUUUGAACCAGGAAACCGACCAAAGGUCGUCACACUGAUGGACGGUUUUCGCGAUUUGAUUGUGAAGUAUGUCGAUUCCGACCCCCGUAGCGAGAACGAUCAAAGCGAGUUGAAUGCGGGCAAGAUCGAUGUCUGGUGUGCCGGGGCUGAGAUGCUCUUCAAUGCAGGCAAAGAUGGGUACAACAUGGUUAAGGAUGGAACCUUCAAAAGUCGGUACGCCAAGGCUUAGAGAUUGAGCACGAGAACCGAUCGCAGCUCUCGGAUACGGGAUCAGAGUGCGCAGUGGUUUUGUUGAGAGUCGAUUACUGCAUGAUGCGAAUGCGAUACGAGGGGCCGUAUAAGAAAUCUUAUCAGAAAUUACGCAAUGGAGAACGCGCUAAUCUUAACUAAUCGGUAGCCAGGUUGUUGUAAAGAUCCGGUCUACCGGUCCAUUGAUUACCCAUUUGGUGCUUAAAACGUCGGUUGAGGGCCUGGGGCCAGUUUUUGGCUGUUGGACUGUGCUGCAAGCUUGAUAUUGUUCUUUGAUGGGCGAAUAAAUUGUACAUACUGUGCA